Durusdinium trenchii is the source of this 2520-nucleotide messenger RNA. The record is from the annotation of a GenBank genome assembly. Lineage: Eukaryota; Dinophyceae; Suessiales; Symbiodiniaceae.
AUGGUGGGCCAGCUUGCUUUAGGCUAUUCCUGUUGCUUGAUCGCCAGUGUGGCGUAUGCCGUGAACUAUUUGCCGGUGAAGAAGUAUGACACGGGCGACGGGGUCUUCUUCACGUUCGCCAUGUCCGUGGGGAUUUUGAUGGUGGGAAUCCUUACGGGUGUCUUCUUGAAUAGCGAACCCUUCAACUUCGAACCCUUGGCAGCGCUGGGCGGGGUGAUCUUCACGAUGGGCAACCUGCUGUGCCCCGCAGUGAUCCAGCUGAUUGGAUUGGGCUUGGGUCUGACGAUUUGGGACCUCAGCAACAUGCUCAUGGGUUGGGUCACGGGUCGGUUCGGCCUCUUUGGCGUGGAGAUGGAGAUCUCCCAAACGCCUUGGAUGAAUUACUCCGGCUUGGCGCUCGCCUGUGUCUCCUUGAUCUUCAUGUACUUGGCUGCACGCUACGAUUGCGUGAAGACGACGAAGGAGGUUGAACCUGUUGAAGCGGAUGUGGAAGCACCAGCUGAGGGCGACAAGGAGUCAAGGAACCCAUUGAGAUUGGUUUUGGGUUCUGCAAUGGCGGUGCUUGCAGGCGUUCUGUUCGGAACGAUGUUUGAUUUGCCGCAAGAUCUCAUGCAGGGGAGAUUCGGCCCUUGCCACAGCCGAUGCGCCUUGGACUAUGUUUUCAGCCACUUCCUGGGGAUCUUCGUAGCCUCAGGGGUUGCCUUGUUGAUCUAUGUGGGCGUACAGAGGCAGCAGAGCUUUCUGCCCUGCCAAAUCGUCCUCCCCGCGAUGCUCUCGGGCAUCAUUUGGGCCAUUGGCACGGUGGCCUGGUUCGAUGCCAACGGCGAGCUGGGCUUCUCUGUCACGUUCCCCAUUAUCAGCAGUCUCCCCAGCAUCCUGGCCUUACUCAUUGGUUUCCUCUUCUUCGACGAGCUCAACACGUCGAAGAGUCGCUUCUUUGCGCUGCUGGGCGUGGGCAUCCGCCUCCCUGGGGUGGCACUCAUCGCGUUGAGCCGAGUGUCCGCCGAUGAGCGUGCCCGUCGAGAUGCACGCCGUGCCGCGCGCCGAGCACAAGCCGAGGUGACCAGUCCCGAACCUGACCAAGAGAGUGAAGGGGAGGAGGAUGAGCCCUCUCUGGCGUUGGUCGUGGUCCGAGCUGCCAGGCCCAUCCUGCGAAGCGUCCAGUGGCUGGCGAACCGAGUCCUGGGCGAAAAGAAGACGAAUCUUGGAUAUGCCAGCCAGUUCUCCUAUGACCAUCUCUCUGGCCAGUGGGUUUUGCCGAGACCACCUUUUCUUUGGAGAGCUUCAGAACUUGCGGAGCUCCUUGAACACCUUGCAGCAGCCUCACUUUUGUUUUUGGCCAACUUGGCCGUGAAGAUGACUUCAGCAGAAGAAUCCGGCACCAGCUCUUGGUACCGGGUGCCGACGUGGUCGGGCAACCCGGCGGAAUGGCGACAGUUCCGCCGGGAGAUGAACUGGUGGAUGGCUUCGCUGGAUGAAGAAUCCUGCAAGAAGUUCAAUGUUCUCAAGCGGGAAGGCAUAGUGAUGCCGGAGGAGGAGUUAGGCUGGAUGUUGAAAGAACGUUUGGGACUGGAUGCAAUCAGGAAGCAGUUGCUGGAGACAGCAUUGGCAGGUCGGGAGAACUAUGAUGUGGUCGAAUCAGAAUGCCUUCGUCUGUUUCGAGAUUUGCACUCCUCCGACCCUUUGAACAAGAGCCGACCUUUUGACAAGGCACCACUACUCCAGCGUUUCCUACAGUCUCAUGACAGACACAGCUCCUCUUCGUCCUACAGGCCUUCGACUACAGCCAGCUCGACGGCUCCCUCUUCUCGCUCCUUCCGGACUCAGAGCUCUGGUUCCAGCCGGCCACCUUUCAAGCGUUUUGGCCAGCAGCCUCAACCUCGACAAGCCUUGAUUGCCGAGGCCCCUGAAGAGGAAGGCCAGAUGGAGGCGGAAGAUGAAGAGCUGAUUCCAGACGAUGAUGGUCAGGGUUACUCUCCUGAGAACCCGACGAUCGAAGAAGUCCUCCAGACCGAAGCUGAGCUUCUUGCCCAAGAGCUGCAGGAGCUCGAGACUGAAGGUUGCGACCCUCGAGUGCUUGAAGAUUUGGAGAGCGGCAUGGAACAGGCCGCAGAGAGUCUGUUGACAAUGCGUGAAGCACGCACCAAAAUAGCUGAGGUCAAGAAAGACCGUGGAUAUGGAAAGCCUGGCCAACCGGCUCCUCGUUCGACGAAGCCCCAUGGCAAUCAAGUCCCUCGCCAAAAGAGCACUACAAAGUGCUUCGACUGUGGUGAGAUGGGACACUGGGCUGGUGAUGCAGGCUGCAAGGCCCCUGGUGCUGGCCUGGCUCGACCCAAAGGAAAGCCUAAGAGCCAGAUGACGAAGCAGGUUCGUGUCACCGAGACCCUGAACACUGAACAUGUGGCUCCUGAAGAACCUGAUGACAUGGGCCACGAGGCCACUUCGCCCUUCCACUCCAGCCUCGCCAAUGGCCUCGUCCGGACUCCCAACGCUGGCGGAAACUUGGACAAGACGGCGUAG